AUGAGUGGCUCGAGCUCUGAGGAGGAACAGUGCGACCUGGAGGAGAAUGGUGAGGGGCCGAAGAUGGCGAGGCUUCCCAUAAUCCAGCUGAAGAACAAGUCCAAGAGCGGAUCUCCCGUGGACUCUCCCAAGGUCUCGCCGCGGGACUCUCCUCGAUGUUCUCCCAGAAACUCGCCUCUGCUCUUCAGAAAACUGCUGAUGAACCGCAGCAUCAACCAGCGGCGGCGUUUCACUCUGGCCCACACUCCCAGACCCGUGCUGGCUUCACCUGAUCCGCACCUGGUCCUAAACGCUGGUGUUUGUCCUCUGGCCCUGGAGGACACCCUGUACUUCCUGAUCGGUGCUUCUCCACAUGUUUAA
Messenger RNA from Knipowitschia caucasica, 360 nucleotides. Lineage: Eukaryota; Metazoa; Chordata; Actinopteri; Gobiiformes; Gobiidae. The record is from the annotation of a GenBank genome assembly.